This is a messenger RNA of Lizanozyma spartinae, 1935 nucleotides long. RefSeq lists its product as uncharacterized. Bases 1 to 1935 code for a protein of 644 amino acids. The transcript has a single exon. NCBI's taxonomy places the organism in Eukaryota, Fungi, Ascomycota, Pichiomycetes, Serinales, Debaryomycetaceae. The record is from RefSeq and is a predicted model, not a curated record.
AUGUCAAAAGUGAUUGGCAAGACUGAAACCAUUCGAAUAGGAACCUUAGUUCAAAAUAUCCUUCAGGAUCUUAAACAAAAUGCCUCGUAUAGUAAGAGAGAUGUAGAACGGUUACGAUAUGUGUUGUGGUGGGCAGGGAGUGGCUACUCCCAAGAUGUCAGUGACAAUUAUUUGACAGAUCACAUUGUUGAACUAUUAGAGUUAUGCCAAACAAAAUUUGGUGAAUACAUUGAUGUCAUAUUGGUAGACAUUAUUGUGCUUUUGGCUAUUCGGUUCCAGUUGUUUGAUCAAACUCUGUUUUGUUUGUGGCAAACUAUUAUUGAUGUUCAAAUCAGUGAUAAACCUCAAAUAUGGACAAAACUUGUGGAAGACCUGUUAACCUUGGAAUCUAACUUCAAAUAUAUGUCACUAAUAUUACUUGGGAAAUCUUUGAUGGAGUCUGGGAAUGGAUCUCGGGAAGUUUUGGCCGGGAAGAGUUUUGUCGAAAAAGUUAGUAAUAAUGAUGCAAUUCUUUGUGAUUUUACAUGGUAUGCAUUGAUUAAGGGAUUAACUAAUCAUUUGGGUGCAAAGAGAUGCUUGCCUCAUUUUAAAGGGUUUGAAACAAGUAAUUACUUUAAUUCAAAGUGUGUUACAAUUAAUGGGAAGACUUAUGUUAAAGCAAAUAAUUCGAUUACUGCUUUAAACAAUGAAGUAUUUUAUGUGUGGGUGAAUAAUGAACUUAAAUUCUUAAUUGACGGUAGAACUCCUUUUGAAGCAGACUAUUUCUCAAAGAAUCAAUCAUUUACUCUUGCAUUCAAUGAUUCACAGAAUCCGGUUAUUAUGCUCCAACCAAAAGAUUCUGGGCUGCUCAAGAUUGAUGCCAAAAUAAUUAUUACAUUUCAAGUUAGUCGUUAUGACUUCUCUCACGUGGUGAAGCUAAUUAGUACAUUGGCUAAGAGUCACACAAGAGUUUCAGUCACCACUAAUCCCAUUUACAUAUCUGGAGAUACUGGUAAUUCAACCCAGUUUAAUUCAAAUUGUUCUAGAAGGAGACUGGAAGAAUUUAAAUCCGCUAUUAUUGACCAUUAUACCUCUUCUCCUCGCUAUGACGAUUUCUAUUAUAGUCGAAACCAAGAGAACAGUGAAGAGAUAGCUGCAGAGGAACUUUGGAAUGUAAGUCCCAGUCCAGUGGCUCUUACACCAACACAACCAAAUACCUUAGUCUUCAAGCAACACAAGAGCUCAUUAAAGGAAACGUUUUCUCAACGGAACGGAAUAGAAAGCACAGAUUUGAGCAAAAGUCGUCGUCGUUCAAGUAUCUCUAAAAAUUCUUUUCAAGCUGAAGAGUUAAACCAUAAACAGAUGUGCUAUCAAUCCGACAAUUAUAUGUCAGGCAAUGCAAAUUUACAGGCUUCAUUGGAAGAUGUUCCUAGUCAAAGUCAAAUUUCUAGCACACAAAUGCAAUCGAUUCCAGAUAGUGAUGUUUAUUCCAUAGAUUCUUCACACAACCCAAAAGGUAAUUCGAACCUGAUCAAAAGGGUAAAGCUUCACGCAACCACUGAAAAAAGAGAACAGCUAGAUAACCUAAGGAUGAUUAGCAACUUUGAGACAUCGACAGAAAAUGGAAGAAGUGAAGCAGAUACCUCUGGUAUGCGUGAAGCAAAUGAUAUAUCACUUAUGGAUGGAUCUUCUCCACUCACAAGUGUUGGUGAUGUUACGGCUUCUAAAGGUAUUAUACUUGAAGCCACUUCAACCAUAUCACAUGGAAAUUCAAGGGAUCCUGAAAAGAAAAUAAUGGAGGGUAUGCAAAUGAUUUUCCAAAGUAUUCAACAGUUUACGCAAGAAAUAACUCAUAGUAUGAAGGUUAUUCGAGAAUCAAUGGCUCAAACAGAAGUGGAAGUGAACUCAUAUCGAUUAAGGAUUCAAAAUGAAUUACAAAAUGAAGAGAAUAAAUAA